GGUGUCAUUCCCGCUGUGUCGCGACUGUCGCGGGUCUGUCGUCGGGGAUGUCGCGGUGGUCGCGGGGGUGGCCGGGGGCCCUGAAGGCUCGCGCGGCUCGGUACGCGCUGCAGCGCUGGAUCGGGCCCUUCCUGCAGGAGCCGCUGCGGCUCGAGCAGCUCGGCCUCGACCUGGGGGGGGGCACCGGGACCCUGCGGGGGCUGCGAUUGAGGGCCCAGGCUGUGGACGAGCUGCUGUUGGGGGCUGGGGCGCCCCUGGAGCUGCUGGAGGGCCGGGUGGGGGCCGUGACCGUCGCUGUCCCCUGGGCCGCGCUGGGCACGGAGCCGGUGACGCUGCGGGUGACGGAGCUGAGGCUGCUGCUGCGGCCCCGGCAGGAGGGGGGUCGUGCCUGGCUCUCUCCCGGGGUGGGGGCAGGGCUGGACUCCCGGAGCCCCCUGAGGGGGCUGGAGGCGCUGGCCCUGACCAUCGAGUCAGUGCUGAGGAGGCUCCGGGUGGUCCUGGAGGGGCGGAGCUGA
This is a messenger RNA of Myiozetetes cayanensis, 515 nucleotides long. RefSeq names its product autophagy-related protein 2 homolog A-like. Gene Ontology annotation, molecular function: phosphatidylinositol-3-phosphate binding. Gene Ontology annotation, biological process: autophagosome assembly; autophagy of mitochondrion; piecemeal microautophagy of the nucleus. Gene Ontology annotation, cellular component: phagophore assembly site; extrinsic component of membrane. The record is from RefSeq and is a predicted model, not a curated record. The coding region runs from base 48 to 515 and encodes 155 amino acids. Lineage: Eukaryota; Metazoa; Chordata; Aves; Passeriformes; Tyrannidae. The transcript is spliced from 4 exons.